GCAUUAUACAACACUGCUCUGAAAUUCUAAGGCAAAUUAAAUUUUUAUUUUAUAAAUAAUGUUGCGUCAAACGCUUUGUCCAGGGCCCGUCGCCCAUUGGUGUCGGCAAAUGUCUGUUGUGGCCAAGUCCUUAAAAUACACCCAACACGGAGAGCCACAAGAUGUUUUGCAGCUGGUCGAGGACACGCUGCCCGACCCCAAGGAUAAGCAAGUGCUGCUGAGGAUAUUGGCGGCUCCCAUCAACCCAGCGGACAUUAAUACCAUUCAAGGAAAAUAUCCGGUCAAGCCAAAAUUUCCAGCCGUUGCCGGCAAUGAACUUGUCGGCGAGGUCAUCUGUGUCGGUGAGAAUGUCAAGUGCUUAAAAGCGGGAGAACGCGUCAUCUCGCUGACCACCGGGCUGGGGACCUGGGCAACACAUGCCAUCUACAAUCAGGAUCAGCUUAUGAGCGUGCCCAAAAAUGUUGGCUUGGCAGAGGCGGCCACCGUCACUGUCAAUCCGUGCACUGCCUAUCGCAUGCUGAAGGACUUUGUCAAACUGUCGCCGGGGGACACGGUCAUACAGAAUGGAGCCAACAGCGCUGUGGGACAGGCUGUCCACCAACUGUGCCGUUCCUGGGGCAUCAAUAGCAUUGGCAUUGUCCGCGACCGACCGGAGAUAUCCGAGCUGAAGCAGCUGCUGGAGUGCCUGGGUGCCACGGCGGUGCUCACAGAGGCAGAGGUUCGCACCAGCGACAUAUUCAAAACGGGCAAAUUUAAGCGCCCCAAGCUGGCGUUCAAUUGUGUGGGCGGCAAAAGUGCCACGGAAGUGUCGCGCCAUCUGGAUGAUCGCGGCGUUAUGGUCACCUACGGUGGCAUGUCCCGGGAGCCAGUCACGGUAGCUACUGGACCACUCAUUUUCAAAGAUAUUGCAUUUAGAGGCUUCUGGAUGACGCGCUGGUCCAAGGAAAACUACGAUACGCCCGAACGCAAACAAAUGUUCAAGGAACUGUUCGAGCUAAUGGAACAGAAGAAAUUUGUGGCUCCCACCCAUGAGAUGGUGCCGCUGGAGAAGUUUAAGGCAGCAGCAGCAGCUGCUCUCAGCUUCAAGGGUUUCACGGGCAAGAAGUUCAUCUUGGACAUGUGCAACUAAUUAGAUUAAUUGAGGCUUAGCCUUUGGCUUUAUUGUAUACACAUGGCCGUAUGCAAAACACAUUAUGUUUUCUCUUGUGAUUGAAUAUGAUUCAGCUCAUC
Drosophila guanche is the source of this 1230-nucleotide messenger RNA. RefSeq names its product enoyl-[acyl-carrier-protein] reductase, mitochondrial. Gene Ontology annotation, biological process: fatty acid metabolic process. The record is from RefSeq and is a predicted model, not a curated record. NCBI's taxonomy places the organism in Eukaryota, Metazoa, Arthropoda, Insecta, Diptera, Drosophilidae. Bases 59 to 1129 code for a protein of 356 amino acids. The transcript has 2 exons. Gene Ontology annotation, cellular component: mitochondrion. Gene Ontology annotation, molecular function: trans-2-enoyl-CoA reductase (NADPH) activity.